Molecule: messenger RNA, 1987 nt
Organism: Styela clava
Lineage: Eukaryota; Metazoa; Chordata; Ascidiacea; Stolidobranchia; Styelidae
Cellular component (GO): extracellular region
Molecular function (GO): cytokine activity
Source: RefSeq, a predicted model, not a curated record
UGAUCAAAAUUUAAUAGUAUUUCGGAGUUAAUAUAUUACUACUAUAACUAAUAAUAUGAUGAAAUGCACUAUAUUUAAUGUAAUGCACUUAUUAGCAUUCUAUACUAUGAAAGUAAUGCUAUGAGUUAAUUGGAAUAAAACGACAUAUGCAAAUUACGCACCGUGACGAAAGCGCACAUAACCAAAUCACGGAAUUUAAUUUUUUCAAAAAUGAUACAUACACUGAAAAUGGUUAUUUUCAUACCACAAGAGGACGCGGUUGCGACCUUUCGGGUAUUUAUAUUUGGCUCUUCGAUCCAAUUCGAAAUCAUUCAUUGAGAAAAUCCAAGAAGAACGUUUCAAAAUAUUAUUUAUAUAUAUAUACAUAUAUACGACUAAGUAACAAUAAAAAAGAAAUGGAAAUUCAAUCAGCGGUAUUUGUGCUAGGAAUUGGACUGACUUUGAGUGCAAUGUACCAGAUUACUGUGGCGCAACAGCAAAAGUUUCAUCCGCAUUUAGAUAUCAUAGCGGAAAUAGAAUCAGAAUUUGAUUGUGAGCAGCUCUUAGGCAAAACUGAAGAGGCCUCUGAACAAACGAUGCUCGAAUGUAACAAUAUAAUGAACAGCGAGUUGAUGCAAAAAACAAAAGAAUACAUGCUAAAAGCAACAAUGUCGGAAAUGGAGGAAGCCAGAACAAAUGCCUUCAGAAAGCAUCCUAAAAUGCACGCUAGAAAGAGGAGAUCCGUAACGAGUUGUCCAGUCAUGAACAGAGAAUAUUUUGAAAAGCAUCAAAAGAUGGACGGGCUGCGAAGUUUGUCUCCAUAUGACGACGAACUAACAUACAACAAAGACAGGUUCCCAAAAUACAUUCUUCAAAAUAAAUGUCUUUGUAAAGGCUGUAUCAAUCCAAGUACAGGAGUAGAAACGAUGGAAUAUUUGUCUCAGUUGAUUAAAGCAGAAGCUCGAGCCUUUUUUAUAAAUGCUUCUACGGGAUUGUUCACUCUAGGAAAAGAAGAAAUCCGUGUGGGAUGCACUUGUGUUCGUCCUGUGUAUAUCUAGUUCAUGUUUGAUUCUUAAUAACAGGAAUAUGGUGCUAAAGCGGUGCUUUCCGUGUAAAUAUUUAACAGCAUAACGCUUGUAUGCAUAGAUCGACCGCACAUAAGUCUUUAUAUGGACAAUCACAUCAUUUCCUCAGAUAUGCAAUUAUACUUAUGUUAUGUUUUAAUAUAACUCGCGUUUAUACAAUAGUAGAUGGAGGGUUGUACGUUUUAUUGGUUUUAUUUAAUAGUCAAAUUAGAUUCUGACAUUCUGAAUUGUUCAACGUUUUAACACUGUGAAACUUUUGUGCGUUUAGUUGUUACCAAAAGAUGUAGCGAAAUUUCAAAGAUUCUAUUUAUUUUUAAAAUUUCUUCAAUAGUUUUAGGCAAAAUUGUCAAAAAAUCCGUUUAAUUUCUUUUUUUAUCAAAUUAUAUAGCGUGAUUAUUUAAAAUUUGCACAUAUUUUUUACAUCUGUCAAAGGACCGUGAAACUGUCAAAAAUGAUACUGUACAAUAACUUCGAUCAUCAAGAAUUAAAUUAUAUUUAUAUAUUUAUUUCAUUAUUUAUUUAUAAAUUAUUUAUUGAUGUUAUAUAUUUGUCCAAGAAAUAUUAAAUCAAUAUAAAAAUAUAAUAUAAAAUAUUUGACAUUAAAGCUGAAUUUUAUUUUGGAUAUAUGAAAGUUUAACAGUUUUAUUGUAUCAGGAACAUUAUAUCUACUAUUUAUAACUUUUUUCUACAAAAAUAGCAUGUAUACGUUUGUGCAUGGACACAGUAGGCAUACGUUGCAUAAUAAACAAAAUUUAGUUUUCCGGAAUUAUGUUUUAGGAGAAAAUGACAAUUCAUUUCAUAUUAUUUUUCUUCACAUAUGGUAAAGGUCACUUUAGGGAUUAUCGCAUUGGACUUCGUAUGUUAAUUAAACAUGUAAAUGUAACUGGAGACGAUUUUCACUAGCAGUAUUCAAACGAGCCGGA